Molecule: messenger RNA, 1500 nt
Organism: Paramecium tetraurelia
Lineage: Eukaryota; Ciliophora; Oligohymenophorea; Peniculida; Parameciidae
Exons: 4
Molecular function (GO): toxic substance binding
Source: RefSeq, a predicted model, not a curated record
AUGAUUUCAAUUUAUUAAUAAGUGCCUUUAAAAGUAGAGGCAUUCACUCACAGCUAGAUUUGUGUUCGGAUUUCGUGCUGGAUUGCAUUUUUCUUAUGUCUGUAGCUUUUUGGAAUUGGGGAUAGGAAGAAGUUCAUUUCUAAGCCAUUUUAUCAUCAAGAAUGCCAAGAAAGCGAUUACGAGAAUUCGACUAAGUUGAGUUGUUCUUCGAUUGGGAUGUUUCAGCCUGAGAUGAAGGAUGUUAAAUUGGAAAUCAACGUUUCAAUCUCGAAUGAAGAUUUAUACAAAUUGAAUAAAAGCAAGCUUUCAUCUGAAUUCUAAAUCAGUAGGAUAGGUGUUCAAUUAACCUUGUAUAGCAAUUAAUCACUUGACAAUUCCACUGAAAUGAAGAAUUACUAGAAAUACGAAACAACAAUGAUAGAUGAAUAUAUAGAGACGAAGUUGAAUUGUUUGAAAUGGUUCGAUCAUUUCAAUUGCAUUGGAGACUUAAGGGAAAUAAAUACAAAUUAGAACACUCUUUUCCUGUCCAAUAUAUCCAUCAUUAAACCACCAGAGUACUCAACCUUGAAAUUGUAAUAUUUGCAAUCAACAUUUGAGAGUACGCAAUUCUAUCGUAUACUGCUCUCAUGCUAAUUCCUUUUCACUGUGAUCAUCAUUUAUGCAAUGUGUUAUUUGUACAUCAACAUUGAUGGCUACCAAAAAAUAUAAUGGCCUGAUAUAUUGAAAUGGAUACCCUUUUUGUUGGUUUUGAUGGUAUUUUAUAACAUGCCAGUCUAACUCUUUAGAUAUUCUCAUUUGUAUUUUGUGCAAGGCUAUACAAAUAUGAUCUAAUUGUUUGUACACACUAGUUUGUUUUAUUUCUGGUUGAUCAUUUUUGAGUUUUAGAAAUUUCAAAAUAUGACAAUGGAAGAUAUCAUUAAUAAGAGGAAGUUGCUGUAAGUUAAACAUGCAUUUUAGAUUGUUAUUGUUCUCUUGUACACUAUGCCGUAAGCAUUCAUGAAUCUGUAUCUCUUCUAUCAGAAAUAGAACAACUCCUAAUUUGACAUCAAGAAAGAUAUUCUAUUUUACGAAAUCUAUGAUAGAUACAUAUUGUCAGUCUUAACCAUAUACUCACUAUGUUUUUUUUACUUGCUUUACAAACAAUUUAAUUACACUCAGCCGAAUAUGAAUAACGAAACAGUCAAAAUUUAGGAGAUUCAAUAUGAGAUUUUCCCUGAGCACGAUUAAUCCAAAUUUGCCAAAGUGUAAAUCAGGAAGUACAAACUCCUGCACAUACUUUCCACACUAUGCUUCAUAGUCUUACUCUACAACUAAUAUAUAAGAAUACUGAGACCCAAACAGGUUACAGUCCUAAGCACUGUCAAUGAAUGGAGUUUAAUCAACAUUUACAUAUGUAUCAUCAUCCAGUUUUACAUACCGUCCAAGAGGGAAUCAUACAAUCUGCCCAAUGAAGUUGCUGACAAUAAGAUUCAAUAGGCGGAUUAAGAAGAAGCCAUAUGA